GUGCCUACAUAUAUGGCCUCUUCUUGGAUGGUGCCCGCUGGGAUCGCAAGAAUCGAGUCGUGGAGGAGUCCAUGCCAAAGGUUCUGCAGGAUGUUGUGCCAACGGUAA
This is a messenger RNA of Dibothriocephalus latus, 108 nucleotides long. The record is from the annotation of a GenBank genome assembly. Lineage: Eukaryota; Metazoa; Platyhelminthes; Cestoda; Diphyllobothriidea; Diphyllobothriidae.